AUGACAUACUCCUCAUAUCCAGCAUAUACAGAGGAUAUAUCCGUCGCUGGCUCGUUGUUGAGAGAUAAAAUAUCAGGUUUAUAUGAGUCGAUAGUAAAAAAGGAAAGACGAUUUUCGGAUGGCGAGCUAGCGUCUUCGCUACAACUUCUUAUUAAGGUGGAUAAAGUGCAGUUGGUGGAUCGCUUGGGUGUCGAACCGAAUAUUGUUGGGACGAUACAUGUAACCACUUCCCAUAUUAUAUUUCGCUCAGAAGAUGGAACGAAGGAACGUUGGGUAGCAAAUGGCUUGAUUGGUAGUGUCGAGCGUGGUCCUCUUUCAAUUUCUGGUUGUCCUCUCAUCAUUCGAUGCAAACAUUUUCUGGUCAUUAAUCUUCUUAUACCUCGUGAUAAAAUCUGUCAAGAUCUCUAUGAAACGCUGUUGAAAUGCUCAAAAACGGUUAAUGUAAACGAAUUGCUGGCAUUUGAAAGCCGCGAUCUUCCGGAAGAUGCUCGUGGAUGGUCUCGGUUGGACUGGUCUGUAGAAUUCACUCGGCAAGGUAUUGAUAGUGCAUGGGUCGAAAGUGAUCUCAAUAAGGGCUAUGGUUGUUGUGAUACAUAUCCCGAACGUCUUUGGGUACCUGUAGCUGCCAACAAAAGCAUCCUCUUGGGUUCAUGCCGUUUUCGUUCAAGAGGUCGAUUACCUGUUCUCACAUAUUUCUAUAGACCAAAUGGAGCUACGAUUUGCAGUCAAUCUGACGGUCAUCCUUUUGCCCAAAUGAAUGCGAUGGUUAACAAAGUGCAAGGCAAAGGCUAUGAAGACGAAAGAAACUACUUAAAUACGAGAUUUCAUUUCUUCGAUAUUGAAAACAUACACGUGAUGAGAAAUAGUCAAAUAAAACUUCUAGAAGCUUGUACCAAAUGUCGAACCUUGACUGACUACUAUAAAACGUUGGAAUCCUCGGGAUGGCUGAAGCAUAUACGAGUAAUUAUUGAGUGUGGAGUAUUCUUGGCAGACUCCUUAGCUAAAGGGAUCUCUUGUGUUGUACAUUGUUCGGAUGGAUGGGAUCGUACAUCUCAAACCGUAUCAAUAGCGCAGUUGCUUCUCGAUCCAUUCUACCGUACUAUUCAUGGCUUCCAGGUCUUAAUAGAAAAGGACUGGUUAGGGUUUGGUCAUAAAUUCGAUGACAGGUGUGCACACAUCGGUGCGCUCAAUGAUGAAGCAGCAAAAGAGGUAUCACCGGUCUUCACACAGUUUUUGGAUUGUGUCCAUCAAAUAGCUGAACAACGGCCCAAAGCGUUUCAGUUCAAUGACCGUUUUCUCAUCGAAAUCCAUGAGCACGCAUACUCUUGUCAGUUUGGAACAUUCAUAGGGAACUGUGAAAAAGAUCGGAAGGUCAGUAUCAGCAUAUUACAUUGUAUAUAG
Molecule: messenger RNA, 1401 nt
Organism: Haemonchus placei
Lineage: Eukaryota; Metazoa; Nematoda; Chromadorea; Rhabditida; Trichostrongylidae
Source: the annotation of a GenBank genome assembly